Molecule: messenger RNA, 3407 nt
Organism: Cottoperca gobio
Lineage: Eukaryota; Metazoa; Chordata; Actinopteri; Perciformes; Bovichtidae
Gene: efcc1
Product: EF-hand and coiled-coil domain containing 1
Exons: 8
Coding region: 88-2001 (637 amino acids)
Molecular function (GO): calcium ion binding
Source: RefSeq, a predicted model, not a curated record
AUGAACACAAGCUAACUCACAGGACGAUGCUAGAAGAAACAAAGUAACUGUGUUAAGUUUGAGGGAAUAUGAUGUUUCUCAGUAGAAAUGAUGGAUGUCAUUGAUCCAUACAGCCGACCAGCGCGAAGGACACAAUGGAUAGUCAGCACUCUGGCUUACCAUUACGGACUGGACCGGGGAGUGGAGAACGAAAUUAUAGUUUUGGCUACCGGGUUGGAUCAAUACCUACAGGAGAUUUUCCAUCACAUGGACUAUCAAGGUGGCGGCAAAAUCCCUGUGGAGGAUUUUAACAUCUUGUGUGAAGUUUUGGGACUAAACAAAGACUCUGAGGAUACAGAAUGCACCGGUGAUUUAGACCAUUUACCCAGCGAGCUCACCUUCAGACACUUCCACGCUAAACUGUGCGGAUAUUUCAGCACCAAGGCGGGGUGUCAGUAUGAGAACGGCCGGCUGCUGGUCGGGAAGGACAGCGAGCAUAUCGAGACUCAGAUCCGCCUUAGAAGCCCUCUGAGGCGGCGAGAGAAGCUGCUGUCUGUGGGUGGGAGCGGCGACUCCUGCCCCUCCUCGGAAGGACGACACGCCUCCGGCUGUAGGCUCGGGUCCUGCACCAAAGAGUGCUAUGAGGAGAUAGUGGCACUGGAAGAAGCAGAGGACCGAAUAUCGAAAUUGGAAGAUGAGAAUGCAAGUUUGAGGGAGCUGAUUGAGGACAUGCGAGCCGCACUUCAGAGCAGCGACGCCCGCUGUUUGGCUCUGCAGGUAGGACUAUGGAAAAGCCACUCCAAACAUAAACCAGAGGAAGGCUGUCUUGCUGCCCACCAGAAACAAGCAGCCCAGAAAAGUUUGAGCAACAGCAACCUGAAAAGCAGCACCUACAGCAACCUGAAAAGUCUGCAGAACAUUAUCCAUGAGAUAGAGCUGCUGCGGAGCUCCAGAGAGCUGCAGGCAGAGGAGGCCAUGCUGUGUAAUGAGAGACUGGAACAGGAGCUGUGGAGCUCUAAAGAGACUGUGGCUGCUCUGGAGGACUGCAACCGAGCCCUAAAGAGGGAGCAGGUGGGCAUGAGGAGGAAGGUGGAGGAGGCCAGGCAGGCACUGCUCAGCGGCCUGGGUAAGGUGAAGGAACUGGAAGCCAAGGCCAGUCAUGUGCCGGCACUGCAGAGGCACAUCCUCCAGCUGGAAUCAGAGCUCCUCUACUACAGGUCGGAGGUGUCAAAACUACAACUCCCAGGCAGCACCAGGGCAGAGCAGCAGCAGAGUGUUGGCAGCAGGCCGGGCCAGAGAUGUUGCUUGGACUCCCAACAUGACCGAUGUUCUCCGACAGGGCGUGCCGUGACAACUCCGGAUAAGAUGGAGGAGCAGCUGUUUCGGUCUGUGGAGGGCCAGGCAGCGUCCGAUGAGGAAGAGGACAAGUGGACCGAAGACCAGCAGAGGCAGGUGGCCGAAGUGAAGAGGAUCCUGACGAGGCUGUCCUGCUGUGGUGAAAGGUGCGACGACAAGGCCUUCAAGAAGCUGAUGUGUAAUUAUGGAAGCUCGAGGAGCGAGGAGAGUUGCAGCGCUGUGGUGGAGCUCCUGGAGAGGGUGACCAGGUUGCAUAAACAGCUGGAGCUGAAGGAGAGCCGGGCAGAGAUAGACAUGGACCAGAUGAAGGGCUCUCUGGUGCAGGAGCUGCAGCAAAAGGCAGAGGAGACUGAGCUGCUUCAGAUGGAGCUGCAGAUGCUGGAGACAGAGAGGGUUCGUCUGUCGCUGGUGGAGGAGAAACUUGUGGACAUCCUGCAGCUCCUCCAGCAGCUCAGAGACCUGAAUGUCUCACGGAGGUCUCUCGGGAAAAUCUUGCUCAGCACUUUGGGGUGCUGCAGCGACCCGCAGCACGGGAAAGCCCACAUUCUGGAGGUGCUCAACGCUCUCUAUCAUGAACUGGCUGCCUGUGAGAUUCUGUCCACUGGUGGACGUUUGGAGCGAACACAGAGUCAGCAGUCUCUGAACGCCCUCAUCAUCUCCUGCUAAAGACUGCCUCCUGCUGGGCCGGUGAUGCUCCAACAGUCAAAAAUCAAGCUGAUCGAUGUGUAUAGUGUAUUAUAUUGUAGCUUGUAUACUCUUCAUACCCUAUUACCUAUACAGGGAUACUAGUUUAGAAUGUUAAUUAGUAUAGCAAAGGACUUUAUUACAUAUUAAUGAAAUAUGCUUUUUUCAAGAUCUUUUAUUGCACAUAACUCUUUCAUGAUCCAAUAUGAAUUUUCUUUUUCCACAACAAAGUUCUGAAUGUGAAAAUGUUGAAAUAAGCUAAACCUUAAAGGGGCAUGAAGUAGUCUGUGAAAUGUAUCGCGCUCCGCUGGUCAACUGGUCAACAACAUCCCAGAUAGAAUUGAAAGGAAAUUGCGUGAGGCUGCAUAUCAAGAUCACUUGUAUCAUAACAAGGCAGUGUCGUUACUAAGGCCUCUGCAGAGUAUACAGAGAGCACAGCCUACAUUUGACCUCAUUUCGAGAACACUAUCAGGAAGUGACGUGUAAUGGUGCAUUCCAUAACGUCAGUAAUGUUGGGACGAUGGUAUCUACCAGUUCAUCUGUCAGCAGUAUAUGCAUCACUUCAACUGGACCAAUGCAAAAUGUAAAUACUGACCGUCUGGUCAACUCUUACCUAAAGGUCCACAUACCUGCUACACUUUGUGUCCACGGCAUAUUGAGGUUGAAUGUUAAUCUCAUACUGUAAACUUUGAUAUCAUGAGACUUGCCUUAGGUCACCACUAGUUUGGCUGCCUCUCAAAGGAAACUUCCUGGUGCUGAAGUUGGACAUGUUUAGCAUAGGAGGGGACAAUGGUUGCCCUAAUGCAUCAUUAAUGUUGGUCUCUGUGAGCCUUAACCACAGGCUUAGCCUCGUAUUCAGAACCUCAAAAUGGGCCACAUUAAUUUGCUUAAAUGUGUCAAAUAAUUACAAUAAUGUCAUAUUUUAUUUGAGAGGCCAUGGUUGUGUGUGUGUGUCUGACUCAAGAAGGUGGCACAUGCCGACCCUGGCUGAUCACAGAACAAAUGUACAUGUUAGAGAUAGACUUUAUUGUCCUCCAGGGGAACAUUUGUUACCACAGUGUGAGCAUUAUCAAUGUCUCCGGAACAUUCUGUAGCUGCAUCUGCACCGUACAUGCAGAGACACCCACAAAAAACAAGAACUAUUCAUACAAACAAUUAAAAAACAUAUACGCCCCACACAAGUGCAACAAUUUCAUUUACAUGAUUGACAGCAGUGAGUCUGCGGUUACUGCCUGACACUUGUUUCUUAAAAGAAUACUGAAACAUGAAACCUUUUCACAUUAGACAGAUAAGUUGCAUUGUCAUUAUUGUCUUGAAAUUAAAACCUCAGAUACAAAACCACUCACUGGUGUUAUUGAAUCCUGCCAUUAAAGCCUUUGACGUACGCA